AUGAACGCCCAUGGAAACCAUGAAACCAAUUACGAGGUCUUCCGGGAAUGUCUCUCCAGCUGCAUCGUGGAUAAGUUCAACGAGAAACCCCCCAAGACCUCGAAGCGCAAAGCCCACAAAGCCAAACGAAACACCGUGAAGAAAGACGGCGCUGUCAAAAACAACACUCCUGAACCAUCGCCACCCAUCCCACCACCGUCAUCGUCAUCGUCAUCGUCACUAUCAGUUAGGGCAAAUCCUGAAGAUCUGGCUGAGUUCAUUGAUUUCAUCGCAUCAGAAACCUUCCCCUCCCUCCCCUCCGAUCUCCAAUCCCUCUCCUACUCCGCAGUCCAACACGACCCCCACCUUUCCAAUCGAUACCCAAGUCCCCUCCCUCGAUCUCUAAUCGACACCAUCACAGGCACCACCCCGGUCUCCGUCUCCGAAUCCCUUUCUGUCUACGGCCUCGUCCCGGAUGCUUCUGAUCUUCCCGAGUUCCUCUCCCCCGUCCUCAAUGAAUACAUAACCGGCGUGACGACAGGGCCGCCAGCUUGGGCUUCGACGCGUACGGAUGCCUGUGAGAUUUGCGAACGGGACUGGAUCCCGCUGUCGUACCACCAUCUUAUCCCGAGGGGUGUGCAUGCAAAGGUCGCGAAGAGGGGGUGGCAUGAUGAGUGGAUGUUGAAUAGUGUUGCGUGGUUGUGCAGGGCCUGUCAUAGCUUUGUGCAUCGGAUGGCUGGCAACGAGGAGCUGGCUCGAGAGUGGUAUACGGUUGAGAAAAUACUUGAAAGAGAGGAUGUACAGGAUUGGGCGAAAUGGGUGGGAAGAGUUAGAUGGAAGGCGACAUAG
Molecule: messenger RNA, 828 nt
Organism: Aspergillus wentii DTO 134E9
Lineage: Eukaryota; Fungi; Ascomycota; Eurotiomycetes; Eurotiales; Aspergillaceae
Product: HNH endonuclease
Exons: 2
Coding region: 1-828 (275 amino acids)
Source: RefSeq, a predicted model, not a curated record